UUUUGUGUCAUCUCAAGAACACAAUAAAUUUGAGUAGGGAAUGGACCUAAACACUCCACACCACAUUGCAUAGCUUCAUCAUUUCUUCAAAACAAAGAUAAACAAAAUGGCAGUCAUCACUAACCUUAUCACUUUUCUGAUCUUCUUUACUCUGCUCAAUGUGGCCGUUUCGGAUAAUUGCGCGUAUUUCAUAUCCAUAAAGACCGGAACGAGAAGAUAUGCAGGAACAGACUCCGUUAUACAGUUUACGUUCUCCGGAGGCAGUUCUUCAGACAAAGUACUCGCAAACCUCGAGGAUUUCGGUGUUAUGGAGGCAGGCCAUAACUACUAUGAGGAUGGAAGUUUCGACAAUUUCGUUUAUUCGGGACCAUGCCUUAGCUCUCCGGUGUGUUAUAUAAAAUUGAGCUCUGAUCAGAGUGGUUCACAACCUGGGUGGUAUGUUAACUACGUAAAAAUCACAACUUAUCACUGUAAAAUUACGAAGCCUCACGUGCAAAACUUCACUGUGAAUCUGUGGAUUAAGUCAUCUGCUACCAGGAAUUUAUGUGACAAUCAAGCCAUUAGUAUUGCCGAUGAAUAAAUCUGGAGUUAUGGUUUGAGUUCAUUGGUUGUGUAUUUUGCAUUUUAACUAGUUUUUCAUGUUUUUUAUUGCUUAGCUGAUGCAUGUCUGGCUACUUGUAUUUUCUGAACUACUUGAAAUCCAUUGAGAUUUUCCAAAUAUAUUGGAACAAUAUGAAAGGAUUAUUAUGCCUUUUGUUUAUGCUUAUACCAUUAUUAUUUCUGCUCUUA
Molecule: messenger RNA, 789 nt
Organism: Mercurialis annua (annual mercury)
Lineage: Eukaryota; Viridiplantae; Streptophyta; Magnoliopsida; Malpighiales; Euphorbiaceae
Product: PLAT domain-containing protein 2-like
Exons: 2
Coding region: 107-580 (157 amino acids)
Molecular function (GO): protein binding
Source: RefSeq, a predicted model, not a curated record